GCUGUUCGCUGAGACGUUCGCUUCCUUCGUAACAAUAACAAGAUCCCGAGUCGGCGUGAAUCUGAAAAUUCCAAUUCGGCCCUAAUCCGACUUCCGGUCAUCAAUUCACGAUUAUGUCUUACUGCAAGCAAGAGGGGAAAGACAGGGUGAUCUUUGUGACGGAGGAAGACCAUGAGACACCAGCUAAAGUGUCGUUACCUGAUGACAGCGAUGAACAACCAGUAGGCCUAAUACAGCCAGAUGGAGAAAUUAACUGGAGUUGUCCCUGCCUGGGUGGGAUGGCAACCGGCCCAUGUGGAGUUGAAUUCCGAGAAGCUUUCACAUGUUUCCACUACUCAAGUGCGGAAAUUAAAGGCUCUGAUUGCCUAGAACCCUUCAGACAGAUGUCAGAGUGUAUGUCUCAAUAUCCAAAUGUGUAUGGAAACAAAGAUGAGAAAGAGGGCCAAGAAUUACCUACUGACACCAGUCCUGAAUCUUCUAAAUCCGAAGUCAUGACAAAGGAUUAGCCUUUGCUCGUUUUUAGUAUUGAAUUGGCAUUUGUAGAUAUUGUAAAUUUGUGUUUUUUUUUAUGCAGUAUGUGAGUUGCUUCAUAACAGAUGUAUAGUGUUGGUUAGAUAAUUUUGUUACAGAAUUUUCAAAGAACAUCUUAUGUACAUUAUGUAUGUAACUCCUUGUACAAAACUGUUAAUUCGUGCGAUUUUCAUUUCAAAUGGGUCAGUAUCGAUGAAAUCGUCACUCCAGUGGAGGACAUGGAUAGAAACAUUCCAGACCAGUACUCAUUUGUCUUGUCAUUCAAGAAUGUGCAGCUAUACUGAAACAAGAUAACAUGUAGCAUGAAUUGUGGCAGUCUUGUAUGAUGUUUGAUGUGGGAAUUAUUUAAUGGUUCCAGUAAAGAACGUCUUGAAAGUGUACAUUAAUUAACGCACACUAGUCACCUUAAGCUGAUCAAGUAGAUUAUCUUCUCAUUUUGAAGUUGUCUUACCUACGCAGUUUUCUCUCAUUUCCAGCUAUGGUGAUGUGAAUAUAUACAUAUGUUGUACUAGCCAAAUAAAUUACUAGAUUUUGGUAGAUGUCAAGAAACUGCAAAAUAUAAAAUAGUUAUUUCCUAAAAUGUGUAGAAAUUUCAGGUGCUAGUAUGUAAACAAACCUGUCUCUACAGAUACCUCAUAUGUGGUCCACUUAUAGUUAGUUACCAGGCCCUG
Messenger RNA from Macrobrachium nipponense, 1202 nucleotides. Its product is annotated as mitochondrial intermembrane space import and assembly protein 40-like. NCBI's taxonomy places the organism in Eukaryota, Metazoa, Arthropoda, Malacostraca, Decapoda, Palaemonidae. The transcript is spliced from 3 exons. Gene Ontology annotation, cellular component: mitochondrial intermembrane space. The coding region runs from base 114 to 506 and encodes 130 amino acids. The record is from RefSeq and is a predicted model, not a curated record. Gene Ontology annotation, biological process: protein import into mitochondrial intermembrane space. Gene Ontology annotation, molecular function: protein-disulfide reductase activity.